Messenger RNA from Anastrepha ludens (Mexican fruit fly), 1892 nucleotides. RefSeq names its product facilitated trehalose transporter Tret1. Lineage: Eukaryota; Metazoa; Arthropoda; Insecta; Diptera; Tephritidae. Gene Ontology annotation, biological process: transmembrane transport; carbohydrate transport. Gene Ontology annotation, cellular component: membrane. Gene Ontology annotation, molecular function: sugar transmembrane transporter activity. The record is from RefSeq and is a predicted model, not a curated record. The transcript has 8 exons. Bases 341 to 1732 code for a protein of 463 amino acids.
AAGCCGGCAUCGCAGAGUUGGCUGAUAGCUCGCAGAGUGAGGACCGCCUCCGCUGGUCGUGCCACAUCGAAAAGAAAUAAAUCACAAAAAACGAGAAAAAAAGUGUUAUAAUGAAACUACUGUAAAGCUUAAUAAAGUGAAUGAAAUAAAUUAAAGGAGACAACUCUUAACUGUGACAAAAUUUUAAAAUUCAAUUCAAAUGCUUAAAGUUGCAAACUUUAACAAAUCAACAGUAGUGGAAAAUUUUCGUCUCAAUUUGUAACUUGUACUAAGUAUUGCCUCUGUGUGUGUGUGCGUGUGUUUAUGUCUUAAAGUAGCGAAAGAAACCAAAGCUUAAACGAUGGUAGACAGUAAUACAUCGAAAUACCAGUACUUGGCUGGUAUCUGUGUGAACAUAAUCACAAUAUCAUAUGGUGGCUUCUCUGGUUGGCCGGCUGCAAGCUUCUUAGAGCUACAGUCUGAAGAUACUCCCCUAGAAUCGGGACCCAUGUCGAAUUCUGAUAUCGGCUGGGUGGGGUGUAUGAUUUGCGUGGGUGGCGCUUUGGGUACGAUGUUCUUUUCAUGGUUUGCCGACCGUUAUGGGCGAAAGAAGUGUUUGCUGUUGGUAGCGCUACCAUCUUUGGCUGGAUGGUUGAUUAUACCUUUUGCCACCACACCUACACACCUGUGCAUUGCACGUGUUUUUGGCGGAAUAGCUGGAGGUGGAAUUUUCACCGUAAUUCCCAUCUAUACCACCGAGCUGGCGCAGGAUCAUGUUCGUGGCAUUUUGGGAACAGUGCUGAUGCUAGCAUUCAAUUUCGGUAUGCUGAGCGCCUUUGUGCUGGGCAACUUUUUCUCAUACUCUAUGGUAGCUUGGAUCCUUUCUUCGCUGACUUUUGUGUUCCUCAUGUGCUUCUCUUUUCUGCCAGAAACACCACAACACCUUAUUAAUAACAAUAAAAUUAAGAAAGCCGAAAAGUCUUUGAAAUACUUCCGUAAUAUUCGCGCUCUUUCACACGAGUUGCCCGAACAUUUCAAAUUCGAAUUAGACAAACUGAAAGGCGAAGGAAAGCAAGACGAUGACGAUAACGAUAAUGGUAAUUCACUGACAUGGAAGGAUAUAAAUAAUCCCAGUACACGCAAGGCUUUUAUGAUUGGCAUUGGGAUUAUUACUUUGAUGCAGUUUUCCGGCUGUUUUGCAAUGUUGAAUUAUUCAGGGAGUAUAUUUAAAGAGUCAGGAUCAAGUCUUUCGCCUACUAUAUCGACAAUUAUAGUUGGUUUUAUUCAACUGGUUGGAUCUUAUAUGUCAACGUUAUUGGUGGAACGCGCGGGCCGAAAGGUGCUUCUACUUAUCUCGACGUCUGGCAUUGUUUUAAGCCACAUCAUAUUCGCCACCUACACAUACCUCAAUGUGCUCGGCUAUGAUGUUAGUGCAUUCUCUUGGGUGCCAGUGGCUAGCUUUUCAUUCACAAUUUUCAUUGCGAGCUGCGGCUUAAUGGGGCUGCCUUACUUGGUUAUAGCGGAAAUUAUGCCACCAAAGCUACGCAGCAUGGGUUCUAUGGCCUGUAUGAUGCACAUGUGGUUCACCGGAAUUUUCAUGUUGAAAUAUUUGCCGGUGAUGGCUGAGCUUUUGGGAAUGCAUGGUAUGGUCUUCGCAUUUGCUGGCAUUUGUAUUGUUGGUCUUAUAUUCCUAAUUAUAUUUGUACCCGAAACCAAAGGAAGAACUAUUGACGACAUCUUGGCGAGUUUAUAGCUUUGAUGCGAUGAAGAAAAGUCAUAUUUACUCAUUGCUCUGUGAGCGAUAUUUACUUAUGUACUUAUAAGUGAAUGAAAUUGUACUUAUGCUCAGAUACUUAAGUGCUCGUAUGGAACACAUUUCGGCUGCAAAAUAUAAUAUUUAAGUGUGCCGCAGA